Caenorhabditis briggsae is the source of this 684-nucleotide messenger RNA. The transcript is spliced from 4 exons. Lineage: Eukaryota; Metazoa; Nematoda; Chromadorea; Rhabditida; Rhabditidae. The record is from RefSeq and is a predicted model, not a curated record. The coding region runs from base 1 to 684 and encodes 227 amino acids.
AUGUAUUUCUGGGUUAAAACCUGUGCAAUUGCCGAUCCUAAACUCAAAACUACCGAGGAGGAUGUAAGUUCGGAGGCAGCAAACACUGAUGGAGAUGAUGUGAAAAUCAAGUUCUAUCUAACCAUGUUCCUUCUCCUUCUUCUAUCUCCCCUGUCUGUAUAUUUUGUAAAUGCUGGAGUCAUGAAAUCGUGCCGAGCAGAACCAAAGCUUCCGUUUUGGAUGGUUAUUAUCGGAUCUUGUCUUCUUUUUGAGAUAAUUGCCUGUGCCUUUAUUGGUUACAGAAAUUUCCUGAACCAUCGGAAUAAUUCCAAAUGUCCAUCUGAAGGUGCAAAUGGAUAUCGUCCAGCUUUCCUGAUCAUUUUACGAAUAUCAGUCAGACUUUCGAUUUUCGGAUUAUCAAUCGUCGGUUUUCUCUGGAGUUGCUCCGUAGUUUCUCAAGAAAGCGACUGCUCUGAUUUCAUUAUUUGGCCGAGUUUUAUACUCUCAUUUAUGAUUCUCUUAUUAUCUACUUUUACUUUUAUCUACUACUCAUGUGUGUUAUGUUUUUUAUACGGUUUUCAGGGGUUGUCAUGUAGGCCGCCUGGAAUGCUAUCUCCUCACUUCGAUGCUCUCCGUGAUCCUGAAAAAAUUACGAUUUUCCGUGUUUUUUUAGUGAAAUAUUUUUUUCCUGAAUACCGCCAAUAA